Ilex paraguariensis (yerba mate) is the source of this 417-nucleotide messenger RNA. The record is from the annotation of a GenBank genome assembly. NCBI's taxonomy places the organism in Eukaryota, Viridiplantae, Streptophyta, Magnoliopsida, Aquifoliales, Aquifoliaceae.
AUGGGUCGUCUCCUAACCCAGAUGACAGUGAUUAUAACUGGAUUACUAAUCGGUGGUUUGGGGCUAUGCGGUAUUGUAAGAUCCGAACCAAACACCAACGUGAAGAAUGUUCUGUGCAACUCCGGGGUGUAUGCAAAAGCCGAUCCUUUCGCCAUAAGUCUAGCUUAUAUCUUAUCAGAGUUACAGUCUGUCGCGCCCACCCGCCAAGGUUAUGACUAUCGCAACAUUUCUCCAUACCCCAACGCCUUUGCCUAUGGCCAUGCUGCUUGUAACCAAAAUCUCACAAGUUCAGACUGCUCCACCUGCCUUGGUGCAGCCAAGACAACCAUGUUUGGUGCUUGUGAGAGCCGGAUUGGGGCUCGAUCUGUCCUCUACGACUGUACAAUUAGGUAUGAGCAGUACCCAUUUGAUGAUUAG